Messenger RNA from Coccidioides immitis RS, 1410 nucleotides. Its product is annotated as mitochondrial molecular chaperone. The transcript has 2 exons. NCBI's taxonomy places the organism in Eukaryota, Fungi, Ascomycota, Eurotiomycetes, Onygenales, Onygenaceae. Gene Ontology annotation, cellular component: mitochondrion. Bases 24 to 1133 code for a protein of 369 amino acids. The record is from RefSeq and is a predicted model, not a curated record. Gene Ontology annotation, biological process: mitochondrial proton-transporting ATP synthase complex assembly.
AAUAUUUUAAUUUGUUAUAGACAAUGAAAGUUUUGCAGAGAACAUCUUCUAUAUGGGCCCGGCCUUCCUAUAUUUUAACGGGAAUAAGGGCAGAAACUACACGCGCCCGGGCUGUCCAUUCCUCAACUUUUAAGUCUGCCGUAGCGCAUCCGAUAAAUGUUCACGGGCCUCCCCCAAAAGCUCCAGUCCCGUCACCGGAGUAUAAUGAACGGAUUGAACGACGCAGGAAACAAUCGGAAUUGUUAAGACAAGACAAGGAUACAUCAGCGGCGAAAGGAGGAGCAGCAGGUCCUCUGCGAAAACGGUUCUGGAAAGAUGUCCACGUGAAAGAAGCAGCCGAGGGUUACCAGGUCCUUUUAGAUUCUCGACCGAUACGUACCCCGGCCAAAACUAUCCUGAAUAUACCACGUUCGAAACCUCAUCUUGCACAUGCGAUAGCGCUCGAAUGGGACCAACUCGUGUCGGCUCAACAAGCUCUGAGACAUCACUUAAUCCCCUUGACUUCUCUCACUGCACGAGCUGAAGACAUUGUUCAACAGGACUCACGGGGCGAGAGUACUAUCCGAAACGAGAUUAUGCGAACAUUGAUGAGAUACCUUGACACCGAUACCCUUCUGAGCUGGGCACCGCAGAAAGGGCCCUACGACAUUGACAGCACAGAGGGAGCUGAAGAAGCUCCUAGAUCGCUCCGAGAUUUACAGAUCCGCACCGCUCAGCCGAUCAUCGGAUUUUUAACAACCGUCGUAUGGCCAGGGAUUGAAAUCAAACCCGUUCUCGAAGAGGAUAGCAUCCUGCCAGUUUCCCAACCCCAGAUGACGAAGGAGGUGAUUCGCGGAUGGAUCACCGGCCUUCCGGCAUAUGAAUUGGCGGGUUUAGAGAGAGCUGUCCUUGCCAGCAAGAGUUUGCUAAUCGGGGUGCGGCUCGUUGUCGAAUGGAGCGAGCAUUUCCGCGAUCUCCAGCCGGGGGGAAGGAGAACCUUUGGCAUUGAGAAAGCCGCCGAGGUAUCGAGUCUCGAGGUUAAAUGGCAGACCGAGCAAUGGGGGGAAGUUGAAGAUACACACGACGUGGAGAAGGAGGAUUUGAGGAGGCAGCUUGGGAGCGCUGUUCUCUUGGUGAGUGGGGAGCGGAGGUGAAAGUUCGCGAGAACCGGAAAAGGCGCCCUGCAAGUCAAACGUUUCCCUCACGGCCCUGUCGACAACACGAAAUAAACGCGGCCAUCUUCUAUUCUUGACUGUGUGUAAAUAAAUCCUGAUUCAAACUCGUGGAUUUUACAUUGAUUAGGCAUGAUUAUGCGGGCACAGUGCUUGUCGGCAACUACGAGUGCUCUGUAUAUUUCGUAGUUAAUGUGUAGUUCAAUCGCAUAGUUAACCAUCGAGAUCGGAGGACCAAAUGGGACGGCAUACUCCGAAG